AGGAACAGUGACAGAGGGGGAAAUUCGAUAAUGGAAAUUGGAAUCUUGACAAGUCGCCGUGGAAAUUCCGAAAACAAAGAAGUAAAGUCAGGAUCUCCCAAACCCAUCAAUGGAAUCGUAUUCUGUUCGAAGGGUAAGCGCCCUUCGAAUGCCAAACACAUGGCGGACAAAAAUCGAGCCGGCUCCCAACUCCUUUUCCUUGUUUUGUAUUACUCAAUUCGUUUUCCUCCUCCUCACGGUUGGUGUCUCUAACUAUAUAUUUGUCUGCUUCUUCUCAUGCCUUGCAUCGGGGGUUUGAGCUAUUCUGCAAGUGUUGGGUCGGGAGCAGCCUUGCAGCUGACAUAGCGAAAGAAAAGGAAGUGGCUAUUCGGGUUAGCCUCAUUUGUUAAGGUUUGGGUCCCGAAAUUCCGGAGGAAAACAGUGUGAUGUCUGACUGUUGGGCGUUAGUUUUCCUUGUAUAGGCCUUACUGUUUAUCAAGAAUAUUCCAGCUCGCUCUAUUUGUUUAGACGCCGAUGAACAAAUAUAUAGGUCGGAUUGGAAGUAGCCCAUGCAGUUGACUUGGCAAAUAAACAGAAAGUGGCUUUUUGAAUUUGAACCUCAUUUUUCGAAUUUUGGUUCAGACAACUCCGGAGGAAAACAGCAGCAGUUCUUGUGUUCAAAUGUUAGCAGUUCCUCUUUUUGGCUUGGAUUUGGCAUUGUGUUAUAACUAAGGUUGUCAUUUUCAGAAUUUCAGUGCCUUAUCCAUGAACCGACUAUGAAAUUGGGCAGGAGAAGUUAUGCAGCAUCUGCAGCAUUGUGUCUCAUCUUGUUUUGGCUUUCCUUCUAGAUUUGUGCUGAUGUGGUUCCUAGCAAGGGAAAGUCCUAGACUUUGUUCGUCGUGCUAUGUAUUUCUGCUUUGCCAAUACGUGUUCUGUUCGAAUUCCGAGUUUCAAAAUUUUGAACUGAUCUCUCUCGCUCUUUAGUGAAGCUUAUGCAUUUCCAUGGAAUACAUCUAUUAGAUCUUUUGUCUCGUGUAGGUUUUUCCAUUUGCAACAUUGACCGAGAAUCUGUCAAGAAAGGCAUUGCAUGCCAAGCUUUAGGCACGAGUUUUCUUGCCUCUGAUCUUACGGGAUUCCAAAUGGACAAGAACCAGAUCCAUGGCACUGCCAUUUUCACAUUGCUUUCCAUGGCCGUUAUGAUCUUCAGCUCAGCCACAUUGGUCCAAUGUGCUGUAAUCAACCUAUGGCCUAAACCAAGAAUCGUGUCAUGGCCUUUGCCGCUAGCAACUUUACUCUCCCCAAAAUUCAAAAUCACUUCCCCGAACCAUCGAUACCUCUCCACUGCCGUGUAUCGCUACCUCCACCUCAUCCUCACUGAGCACCACCACCCUCUAGUCAUCCCAACAGUCAAUCUCACAAAUGGGUCUGUUGUACAGUCCCUGAUCGUGACUAUACAUGACCUUUCCGCGCCUCUUGUCCACGGUGUGAAUGAGUCUUACCACCUUAAGAUCCCUUCCACCGGUGUAGAGGCCAGUCUUACCGCCGAGACAGCCUGGGGGGCUAUGAGGGGCCUCGAGACUUUCUCGCAGCUUGUGUGGGGCAACCCUUCCCACGUGGCCUCGGGAAUGGAAGUGUGGGAUUGGCCCAUCUUCGAGCACAGAGGGGUGAUGCUGGACACUUCAAGAAACUUCUACAAUGUCGAGGACAUUCUCAGAAUGAUCGGCGCGAUGAGUGGCAACAAACUCAAUGUGUUCCAUUGGCAUAUCACUGACUCCCACUCUUUCCCGUUGUUGUUGCCUUCGGAGCCAGGUCUUGCCGACAAGGGCUCCUAUGGGCCUGACAUGCAAUACUCUCCAAAAGAUGUUACUCGGAUCGUUCAGUUUGGUCUGGAACAUGGGGUUAGGGUGCUGCCCGAAAUUGAUAUGCCUGGUCAUACCGGCUCAUGGGCAAAAGCAUAUCCCGAGAUUGUGGCCUGCGCGAACAUGUUCUGGUGGCCCGCUGGAUAUAAAUGGGAGGACCGGCUAGCAUCAGAACCGGGAGCUGGUCAACUCAACCCGUUGAACCCGAAAACCUACCAAGUCCUGAAGAAUGUCAUUCGCGAUGUGACCAUGAUGUUCCCUGAACCUUUCUAUCAUGCUGGAGGUGAUGAGGUUGCGCCGGGCUGUUGGAAAGCUGACCCAGAAAUCCAGGAGUUCCUCUCCAAGGACGGUAGUCUAAGCGAAAUCCUCGAGAUGUUCCUCAACUCCACUUUCCCUUACAUCGUGUCGAUGAACCGAACUGUGGUAUACUGGGAAGAUGUCUUGUUGGACCAAACUGUCAGGGUGAACAGAUCACUCCUCCCACCUGAGAGCACCAUCUUGCAGACAUGGAACGAUGGUCCCAACAAUACCAAGGCGAUCGUCUCGUCAGGCUACCGAGCAAUUGUGUCCUCGGCGGAUUACUACUACUUGGACUGUGGCCAUGGGAGCUUCAUCGGGAACAACUCCAAGUACGACCAGGGAAAUGCAGGAAACACGGGGACCGGCGACUCCUGGUGCGGGCCAUUUAAGACCUGGCAGACAAUUUACAAUUACGACAUCACUUAUGGGUUGACGGAGGAGGAGGCGAAGUUGGUCCUUGGUGGGGAGGUUGCUCUGUGGUCAGAGCAGGCAGACCCCACCGUGCUGGAUAGUCGGAUAUGGCCGAGGGCUUCGGCAAUGGCUGAGGCAAUGUGGUCAGGGAACAGGGACGAGAAAGGCAUGAAGAGGUACGCAGAAGCGACCGACCGGUUGAAUGAGUGGAGGGGUAGAAUGGUCAGUAGAGGGAUUCGAGCUGAGCCGAUUCAGCCUCUUUGGUGUGCUCGGAACCCCGGGAUGUGCGACACUGUCAACUCAUCUUAGCAUCCAUCCAUUGCUUGUUUCUUGAUUCAGAAAAAUGUCAGACUCAUCCGUCUGUUGAUUUGUUACGUUUCACUAUUCCAAAAUUAAUCCAAUCACGUGUUCCCCGUAA
Molecule: messenger RNA, 2967 nt
Organism: Punica granatum (pomegranate)
Lineage: Eukaryota; Viridiplantae; Streptophyta; Magnoliopsida; Myrtales; Lythraceae
Source: RefSeq, a predicted model, not a curated record